Conger conger (European conger) is the source of this 2507-nucleotide messenger RNA. RefSeq names its product POU class 2 homeobox 3 (gene pou2f3). Gene Ontology annotation, molecular function: RNA polymerase II cis-regulatory region sequence-specific DNA binding; DNA-binding transcription factor activity, RNA polymerase II-specific. Gene Ontology annotation, biological process: regulation of transcription by RNA polymerase II. The coding region runs from base 147 to 1343 and encodes 398 amino acids. Gene Ontology annotation, cellular component: nucleus. Lineage: Eukaryota; Metazoa; Chordata; Actinopteri; Anguilliformes; Congridae. The record is from RefSeq and is a predicted model, not a curated record. The transcript is spliced from 13 exons.
UUAGAUCAAUGCUUUUGUAUCACAGUGAAUUUGGGGGCGAUUUGAAUGAAGUAUCCAAUUCGCCAAUAAUUGAAUGGAGUUCUAGAAAAUAAGGAAAAUUCAAGUGAUUGACCAGUCAGGAGAACGUCUGUGAUUAAGAUAUUAAGAUGAGUGGCGAGCCAGUGGAGCCUACAGAACCACACUCUGAACAAACAGACAAUGAACAAAAUGGACUUAACUUCACCAGACAGAUAAAGACAGAGGACAUUGAGUCUCCUCAUGCUGUUAAGACAUGUCACCUGACACAAGGAACUCCCAUCUCUGGAGCCCAGCUGACAGGGGAUCUCCCCCCCUUGCACCCCCUACAACAGCUGGUAUUGGUGCCUGGGUCUCACCUCUCCUCCUCCUCACCCUUCCUCCUCUCCCAGACACAGAGUGGGCACCAAGCGCUAUUGCAGCAAAACCUGCUUUCAUUGCCCCCGCAGUCCCAGUCAGGCCUUCUGCAGCACCAGUCUGGAAUAUCUCUUACCACCCAGGCAAUGGGUCGGACAGGCUUGGGAGGGUCCUCGCUAGACGGACACCUGGAUAUGAACCAUCUGCAGCUCUCCAAACACAUGCCUUCUCUUUCACAGCAGCAGGAGGAGCCUAGUGACCUGGAGGAGCUGGAGCAGUUUGCCAAAGCCUUUAAACAGAGGCGCAUCAAACUGGGUUUCACUCAGGGGGAUGUGGGCUUGGCCAUGGGGAAGCUGUAUGGAAACGACUUCAGCCAGACGACCAUCUCGCGCUUCGAGGCCCUCAACCUCAGCUUCAAAAACAUGUGCAAACUUAAGCCUCUACUGGAGAAGUGGCUGAGUGAUGCAGAGAACUCCCCCUCAGACUCCAUGACCAGUGCCUCCCCCCUUCCGACCCUGAUGAUGGAAGGAUACGGGAGGAAGAGAAAGAAGAGGACGAGUAUCGAGACCAACAUCAGGCUCACGCUGGAGAAGCGCUUUAUGGACAACCCCAAACCCAACUCAGAGGAGAUCACCAUGAUAUCAGAGCAGCUGUCCAUGGAGAAAGAGGUGGUCCGGGUUUGGUUCUGUAACCGCCGGCAAAAGGAAAAGAGGAUAUACUGUCCCAUCCCUGCUCCUUCCUUGAAGCCAUCCAGCUACAACUCCAGACUGGUCCCCUCCUCCAGGUCCUUCAGUCCUCUCGCCGGAAUGGGAGUGUCGUCCAGUUCCUCUCCCAACAGUCCCAGCCGAGGAUCCUCUCCUGGCUCUCUCUCGUCUGGCCCCGGCACGCUAACAUCGCAGGGGGUCGCCCCUUGUCUCAACACACCCGGGUCUUGGUAUCGAACGUGGAACCACUCGUCCUAUCUCCACUGAAGACUACUGAUCCUGCCUUAAUGGUGUAAAUCUGCGGGUAUACAAGCUGAAAGCUGAUAUCAUUAUAAAUGAUCUGCCAUGCUUAUGUGCUUGUAGGAAGGACACAGAUAAGGACACUAAUGGAAAUACAGCAACGCUUUUAACGUUUAAGAUAAAAUGCAUUUGUGGUACAGCUUUUCUACCCUCACAUAAACCAAACCAUUAACAAGCCACUCCAGUGGUCAAAUUGACCACAUAAUGCAACAAAGAAGAUUAAAAGCAAAUGUUAGGCUACAAUAUCAGCACUGAAAUCUCCUGAGAACAGCAAGGAAGGGGACUGAGCAGGGUUAUUAAAGUAGCAUGAUCUGUCAACUUACUGGUACCAGCCGCAGACAUAUCUAGUCUUUAAAUGAAUGGGUUGCCUUAUUUCAGUGUUGGUAUGAACACCUGGAUAGGGGACAGUUUGUCUUAAACCUAUUUUAAUCACCCUGGGACUGGGAUUUCUCAGCAGUCCCCACUUGAUGAUGUCACAAUGACGUGGAGGUAUGAAUAUUUUGAAGGUUAGGACUUUCUCACUACACUAUGUUUACAGUACCGUUUAUUCAGGAAUCACCCUGGUCUUUAUGCAUGGGGAAUCCAUUUGAAGGUGUAAAUCAUCCUUUCAAACUUUGCCAAAGUCUACAGCAAAUAAUUUUGAAUAUUUUAAUUUCUAUACUUUUUUUUGCUGCAAUGAGCAGAUGUGUCUGGGAAAUGUGGUUUAAAAUGAUGGUUUGUGUUUUAUAUUUUUCCUUACUUGAGGUAACCUUUUUUAUUAUUUGAAAUGUAUUUUCCUUUCUGAAUGCCUCUGCGAUAGAUUAAGAUCAGACAACUAUAUAUCUUAUGAACAGAAAAGUUAAAUUAUAAAAUGUCUGACUCCACAUGUGACUUUAUGACAGUUAUUUGUUCUAUGCAAUGUGGUGUUCAACUGUGAGUUUAAAAAGUGACAUUUUGAAGGGAAAUUUUGUGUUAAAUAUUGAAGUUGUAAAUAUAAUUUACUGUUCUUUGCAUCUUAAUGAAAAUUGCAAUCUUUUCUCUGUAAUAUGUUGUCUGACAGGUGGGAUGAAGGAACUGAAUUCUGCCAUUUUCAGUUUUUUGGGGUUCUAGUUUUUCAAUAAGAAAAAUAGACAUUAAAGUUGAACAUUUUGA